AUGGCCAGCUCCGAGUUCUCACCGGCCGUUUGCAAAGCUGUCGAAGAAAGCGCCAGUCAACUGUGGAAGCUGAGCAAGGACAUCUGGAGCAAUCCCGAAUUGGCGUACACCGAGGUGAAGGCUCACGACCGGAUGACGCGCUUCCUUGAAGAAAGGGGGUUCAAGGUUCAGAGGAAGUACCUUGUGGACACGGCGUUCCGUGCCGAGGGUCUCGCGCCUGGUGGUAAUGACGGUGCCGUAUUUGCGGACGCCAACCCGGGUGUCGCCCUCAGGACUGGCGCCAGUACGGACGCGGGGAACGUGUCGCACGUGCUUCCCACCCUGCACCCCAUAUUCGACAUCGGUGCCUCGGUGAUGCCCCACACGAAGGCGUUCGGCGAGGCCGCGGUGACCGAGGCAGCGCACCGGGCAGUGCUGCGCGUCGCCAAAGCCCUCGCCCUCACCGCGCUGGACCUGAUGUCGGACCCCGCGCUCUUGGCGCCGUUGUGGAGUGACUUCGCAGGCCUGGAAGGUCACUCACGGGACAGUGACAAGGUCAAGUGA
Molecule: messenger RNA, 543 nt
Organism: Dermacentor silvarum
Lineage: Eukaryota; Metazoa; Arthropoda; Arachnida; Ixodida; Ixodidae
Product: peptidase M20 domain-containing protein 2
Exons: 2
Coding region: 1-543 (180 amino acids)
Molecular function (GO): dipeptidase activity
Source: RefSeq, a predicted model, not a curated record